This is a messenger RNA of Oryzias latipes (Japanese medaka), 1145 nucleotides long. It is a transcript of the gene bacc1, whose product is annotated as BPTF associated chromatin complex component 1. Lineage: Eukaryota; Metazoa; Chordata; Actinopteri; Beloniformes; Adrianichthyidae. The record is from RefSeq and is a predicted model, not a curated record. Gene Ontology annotation, cellular component: MLL1 complex; NURF complex.
UCCUUUGAGAUUGACCAAUGGCGCUCAAUUGUUGUCAUCGCACAUCAACCUCCGCAUCCUGUCUGCCCACCUUUGUUGUGUGUUUCUUCUGCUAGAUGAUUUUUCCACAUAUUCAGAAUUUAUAUCAAAAUAUAAACACAAAUCUUCCUCUUCGGAGUCUGCGCAGUUUUGAUAAAGUAUCCUGCAGCCUCCAUGGAAGCCCGUUCACCGCCGCGACAUUAGAAGCUAAUUGUGGCUAACGGGUUUCUUCGUGUUUUUGUUUUUAUUGUUGUGGUUUUGAUUGAGAACACAACCAUCUCCGGAUAAAUGACGUCUGCCUCUGCUAAGGUGGGGGAGAUCUUCUCGGCGGCUGGAGCGGCCUUCACCAAGCUGGGGGAACUUACCAUGCAGCUGCACCCGGUGUCGGACUCCAGCCCUGCAGGAGCCAAAUGGACCGAGACGGAGAUUGAUAUGCUGCGCUUGGCGGUGCGCCGCUUCGGAGACGACCUCAACAACAUCAGCUCCGUGAUCAAAGAGCGCACUGUCGCUCAGAUCAAGAGCACGGUAAAGAGGAAGCUGUACGAGGACAGUCGAGUCCCCAUCUCCUCUGAAUCCCCGAAGAAGACCGUCAAGAAAGCAGCGGUUUCCAUGGCGCCCGCCACCCCAGCCAUGAUCACCGUGCCGAGCUCGCAGGUUGUUGUAGCCACGGGGAUGCAGAACAACCCUCCUCUGGCCCCACCCAUCAAGAAACAGAAGACUGCAGACGUGACGCUCAGCGCUCUGAAUGACUCGGACGUGAACAGCGACUUGGUGGACAUCGAGGGACUCGGUGACGGCUCUUCCAGCAAAAAGCUCAACUUUGACCAAGAAAGUCUUAACCUGGACUCCAGCCUCAUCAUGAACUCCGGCGACCUGCCUCUCCUGUCCCGCUGACCCCCACCCCCCCACUGAGAUCAAGGCUUACAUCAUGACAAACGCACUCUGGUUUUCUGGCGUGCAGGACACGAUCUUCUCCAGCACGGAGUGGAGCGGACACUUUGGGUUUAAGAACGCCGGCUGGAGCUUUUGUUUCUAGAUUUCAGCAGAAUGAUGUCUUCUUUGCUGCUGGGUUUGUGUUUGGAGAACCGCUGUUAUCAUAAAGAAUAAAGAGGAGUUAUAGAUGAAGA